AUGGGGGACGCCCUGGAGCAGCUUUCAUUUCGAGUGGCCAUACUUCGCAAUACCAAUCUCAGCCACAACAGCAUCCCCUGCACCGGAGCCCCCAUCAACAGCACCAGCAGCACCGGCAGCAGCACCACCAGGCAUCGCAGCAACAGCCCCAGCACUCACAAUCUCAACAACCGAGUCAGCCGAGCCACGGUCCAGCACGGCGUUGUACGUGACUUGCAACAGCAGCCAGUUAUGAUUCCAACGCCUAUGGUGCCACCGCAGCUGCCUCCUCAUUUCAGUUCCACUUCACUCCCGUUGCCGUACCCUGGAGACCGGCAUGGUGUGAAAAGGCGGCGAGCGGACGAUGGGCGAAGCGGAGGGAGUGAUGAGACGGCUUCUGGGAUCGGACUUUCCAUGCUUCCAGAAUCAUCUCAUGCUGACGAGCAACACUCCUCCGAAAUGCUUUUACCUACUCCGGGAGAUCAUUCAUCUCACCACCCACAUGCUCUACAACAUGAUUAUCACCAGACAUCCCCGAUUCAUCAACAACAUCACCAUCACCGACUACCGUCCCAGGCUACCCUAGCGGCAGUUCAGGGUAGUGAUGGUGAACUCACUUCCCCCGGUGGAGGCACCGGCUCACAAAGCGUCGUUGGCCAGCCGGGCAUGCCGGACCCUGCGCCUCGCCCCAGGGGCCCAAAAUUGAAAUUCACACCGGAAGACGACAGUUUACUCGUGGAGCUGAAGGAAAAUCGGAACCUGACCUGGAAGCAAAUUGCAGAGUUCUUCCCAGGUCGGACCAGCGGGACCCUGCAAGUACGAUAUUGCACCAAACUGCGGGCAAAAGCAACAGUUUGGACAGACGAAGCAGUGCAACGCCUGCGUAACGCUAUUCAAGAUUACGAAAACGAUCGCUGGCGUAUCGUUGCUACGAAGGUCGGCAGCGGAUUUUCUCCCGCAGCCUGUCGAGAAAAAGCUGCAGAAAUCCACCCCUCAAAUCCCCCACCAAUCUAA
Messenger RNA from Trichophyton rubrum CBS 118892, 993 nucleotides. RefSeq lists its product as uncharacterized. The coding region runs from base 1 to 993 and encodes 330 amino acids. The record is from RefSeq and is a predicted model, not a curated record. NCBI's taxonomy places the organism in Eukaryota, Fungi, Ascomycota, Eurotiomycetes, Onygenales, Arthrodermataceae. The transcript has 3 exons.